Messenger RNA from Phytophthora nicotianae INRA-310, 1176 nucleotides. RefSeq lists its product as hypothetical. The transcript has a single exon. The record is from RefSeq and is a predicted model, not a curated record. Bases 1 to 1176 code for a protein of 391 amino acids. NCBI's taxonomy places the organism in Eukaryota, Oomycota, Peronosporomycetes, Peronosporales, Peronosporaceae.
AUGGAGAGGUGGCUAACGUGGGCUGGUGCGGCGGAGCUGAGGAAGGUGACGGGAACGACGAACCGCUGGGCCCUAGUUGGCAGUGCUAUCGCGGGCAUCGUAAUGUGGGUAGUGACCACCCCGCUGAGGAACGUCUCGUGGGCGUUCUUAGAUAGCGCCGUUGAAAGUGGGCUGGCUGUCUACUUCUUCGCUUACACCUGUGGUGAUAGGUACCUGGAAGCCGCGAGGAACGCUAACACGUUGGCUCUUCCUCCGCUCGAAUAUGCGUGCGCCUUAGUUUCGCUGGCGUUCCUGAUUCCUAUCGCCGUACUGCAAGAUUACGAGUCGCGAUUUGGGAUAACGGGAAGGCUGUGCCUAAGAUGGUGCGAGGCGUUCCACCACUCUUGCUGUUUGUUCGUGCCUGACGCGGUCCAACUCCUCUGGGGAUCGACUUGCAGAUACGUCAGAGCGACAGCGGAAGCUAUGGUAGCGAUGGUCGAAAGGGCGGGUGACUUCCUGAUGGGUGUCUACUUGGCGGUCUCACUACUAUCGUCCCUGAUGAUAUAUUUACCACGGUUGGUGUAUGAGAGCGUUGAAGGCGUGCUGGGAGGACCGAUCGGCAUGAUUUUGGCGGUGUUCGUGGUUGACGUCUAUUUCGAGGUCGCGAUGGAGAGUUAUUAUUGGAGCGUGGCGGUUCUAGCGAUGGGGUCCUAUAGCCAUGGGCUACAUUACUACUGGGCGUGCCGCCCCAACAGGACGACAGGGCUGAGGUCCAACGCGAAGCGGGAGUGGGACGGACUCGCAGGGCGUAAGGAACGCCACGAGGAAAGGGAACGUGCUAAUCUGGCACGUCUGCGUGGGGUGCAGAUAGAAGGAACGCCGACGAGGACUCGAGUUGCGAGCGCGAUUUCGGCUGGAACGCCGACGGAGACUCGAGCUGCGGGCGUGACUCCGGAUGGAACGCCGACGGAUGGCGUUCCUGACGUGGCUGCUGAUAAGACCGUGCGGCCGUCGUUAGGCGGAGCGGCUCGGCGGGGACGCCGAGGGUCGGUCGGGGAGAAUUGUCACGGUCUACAGCUAGCUGGGGGUCUCGCCAUUCUCGCGGACUGUAUUCAGAAGGUCUGCUCGCUACAAGGACCACGAGCUACAUCACACGAACAGGGGUAUAGGGAGCAGACGGCCGCGUUCCACGUCUAG